Molecule: messenger RNA, 830 nt
Organism: Spinacia oleracea (spinach)
Lineage: Eukaryota; Viridiplantae; Streptophyta; Magnoliopsida; Caryophyllales; Amaranthaceae
Exons: 1
Coding region: 149-658 (169 amino acids)
Source: RefSeq, a predicted model, not a curated record
CGCCUUUUUGUGACCAACAAGAAGUGCAUGAAUAUUGGUUCUAUAUUGGUAGAAGCUAUUUAAGUAGAAGCUAGUUAGAUUUUACUUUAGUACAAAAGAAGAUUAUUUCUUUUUAUCUAACACCAUCCGUGCCCCUUUUUAAUUUGUGAUGUUGCUGAAGAUGGAGAGAAGAACAAAUAUUGGUAUAUUGGUUUUCAUUACUGCAUUUUUAGCUCUGAUAUCCAAGUCAAAUAGUCAAUAUAGACCAGCCCCUACAAUUCCAUACCCGGGUUAUCCAGCCCUCCGUCCUCUAUGCCUUUCUCAAUUCGCCCUUGUUAACCAUGCAUGUUCUAUGCUUCCUUAUAAUCCGUUGACCCCACCUGCUCUACCUUCUCCGCCACCUCCACCUGCACCUACUGCUCAACCCCCUUGCCCCCCGAAAAAUGGGCAUCGACAUGGACACCAUCACAGGCAUAGGCAUACCAGUACCAGUACCACCCAUGUGAGCGCUGCAGCAGAUGAAUGUUGUCGUUGGUUGAAAGAAGUCGACACUCAAUGUGUGUGUGAUUUGCUGGUUCGUUUGCCCAUAUUUCUGGCUAAGCCUUCACAUGAUUAUACAGUUGUUGUUAGCGAUGAUUGUAGUGUCACCUACCAGUGUCCAGGUAGGGUGAUGAAUUGAUUUGAAAGGGGUUUUAACUUUGAUUUCUAAGGUGUUAGAGUAUGUACUAUGUAGUAGGGUAAAGGGGUUUGGUAUUUUGUUAUGCAAUUUUUAAAAUAAUAAUAGCUGUUUGCAUAUGGUGCUUUCUUUUGUGUGUACUCUUCAAAUAAUAUAGCUCUUUGCAUUUGUAUAA